Molecule: messenger RNA, 516 nt
Organism: Rotaria sp. Silwood2
Lineage: Eukaryota; Metazoa; Rotifera; Eurotatoria; Philodinida; Philodinidae
Source: the annotation of a GenBank genome assembly
AUGAGCGGCAAAAAUGUUCGGGGAGGUGCUCGUGCUGCUGGCAGUUCAAAAGCAGCAUUUGCUAUGUUUCAACAAAAAGAUGUAGCCGCUGGUGGAACAGGAAAAGUCACUAGUGAAACUUCUGGUGCACCAACAAAUCCAGCAAGUAUCAAAGAUCGUCUUCUUGUUUGGUGUCAACAAUCUACGAAAGGUUAUAAGCAUGUUAAUGUAACAAAUUUUUCAUCAUCUUGGGCUGAUGGUAUGGCAUUUUGUGCUUUGGUUCAUCAUUAUUUACCGAAUUCAAUAAAUUAUGAUGCACUCAAUCCAAAAGAUAGACGAAAAAAUUUUGAAAUAGCAUUUAAAGCUGCUGAAGAUAAUGGAUGUGCACCAUUACUUGAUGUCAAUGAUAUGAUUGAAAUGGGUGAUAAACCCGAUUGGAAAUGUGUAUUUACUUAUAUUCAAUCACUUUAUAAACAUUUUGUCAUGAUGCCGGAAGCAAUGGCAGCUAGAGCAGCAGCACAAGCUGGUCAGAAAUAA